AUGUCGGACUUCCAUUUUAAUUUCGAGGAGACCGUUGAUAUCCUAAACUCCCAGACACCUACCGUGUCUCCCAAGGAAAAGAAGGACAUUGUUUGUCGCCAUUGGUUAAAACAUGAAUGCCAACGAGGUGACGCCUGCGCGUAUCUCCACGAGUUCAUUCCCGACAAAGUGCCGGAGUGCGAACUGGGAGCGAGAUGUUUAAGCACCCCCCGCGUGACGGAAAAGUGCAUUUUAACGAAGUUGCUGAUUUUGUAG
Molecule: messenger RNA, 255 nt
Organism: Blastocystis hominis
Lineage: Eukaryota; Bigyra; Opalinata; Blastocystidae
Exons: 3
Coding region: 1-255 (84 amino acids)
Molecular function (GO): metal ion binding; RNA binding
Source: RefSeq, a predicted model, not a curated record